Messenger RNA from Ciona intestinalis (vase tunicate), 3378 nucleotides. NCBI's taxonomy places the organism in Eukaryota, Metazoa, Chordata, Ascidiacea, Phlebobranchia, Cionidae. The record is from RefSeq and is a predicted model, not a curated record.
UCUUUUAUAAUGUUCAUCUGUGCUGUAUAAAAUGUUCUAACACCAAAGUCGCAGAACUUAUUAUCUCAAGUCCUAAACAUGCAUGGUUUAAAACAUGGAAAGAUUUUACUUGGCUACCAGAAGCUAAUUCGGUCAAGUAUUGGUCGUAAUAUCUUAUGCUCGAGGUGCAUUUCAACUCUUCAUUCUAUUUUCCCAAAGCACGAAAACUUUGCUAUAAGACACAAUGGACCUAGCAAAGAGCAGCAAGAACAAAUGCUUAAAGCCAUUGGUGUCAAGGACACCGAAGACAUGAUAAAUCAAACCAUACCAAAACAAAUAAGAUUAGGGAAGGAUCUGGAUCUAGAGGACACUGUUUGUGAAAAUGAAAUUCUUGAUCGUUUGAAUUUGAUAGCAAAACAAAACAGAUGUGAUUGGAGAUCUUUUAUUGGAAUGGGUUAUUAUAAUUGCUCUGUUCCACGAACUAUUGUUCGAAACAUGCUGGAAAACCCUGGAUGGUCCACACCUUACACACCAUACCAACCUGAAUUAGCCCAAGGAAGACUUGAAAGUUUAAUUAACUAUCAGACAAUGGUUGUGGAUAUGACAGGGCUUGACAUUGCCAAUGCGUCUUUACUUGAUGAAGCAACUGCGGCAGCCGAAGCAGUUUCGCUUUGUUUCCGUCACAACAACAGACGAAAGUUUUAUGUGGACGAGAAAAUUAAUCCUCAGGCUUUAGAAGUAGUUCGAACUCGCGCACAGUUAAUUGGGGUUGAGAUCUUUGUUGAGAACAUUGAGAGGAUGGAUUUCAGUUGUCGUGACUUCAGUGGUGUGCUGAUACAAUACCCCAACACUGAGGGAAGAGUGUUUGACUUUUCCCAUGUAAUUGAAGAUGCCCAUACACAUGGGUCUCUGGUGGCUUGUUCCACGGACCUGCUUGCACUUGCACUUCUAAAAUCACCUGGUGAAUUAGGUUGUGAUGUGGCAUUGGGUAGCAGCCAGAGGUUUGGUGUCCCACUUAACUAUGGUGGACCUCAUGCUGCUUUCUUUGCUGUAAGAAAUGACCUCAAAAGACUAAUGCCCGGCCGCGUGGUAGGGGUCACAAGAGAUGCCCAUGGUAAAAAAGUGUAUCGCCUCGCAUUACAAACAAGAGAGCAGCACAUUCGUCGAGCAAAAGCGACAUCUAACAUAUGCACAGCUCAAGCACUACUUGCUAAUAUGUCCGCCAUGUUUGCUGUGUAUCAUGGACCUGAAGGAAUCAAACAUCUGGCAAACAGAGUCCAUAACGCUGCAUUACUACUUGCACAUGGUAUACACAAAGCUGGCCACUACCUUGUGCAUUCUGACUUCUUUGAUACAAUCAUGGUACACAUGACAUCAGGGGUGCAUGAUAUUUACCGAAGGUCUGGAGAGAAGAAAAUUAACCUUAGAAUUUACAAUGGUUGUAAGAUUGGUGUAGCGUUGGAUGAGACCGUAGUGGAACAUGAUUUGGACGAUUUACUUUAUGUGUUUGGUUGUGAACAAACUGCAGCUGAAUUAGCUGCAGAACUUGGUGGGAAACUUGAAGGCCAUCUUAGUGAAUCUCCACUUAGAAGGAAAACCGACUUUUUGACGCACCCCAUAUUUCAUAAAUAUCGCUCUGAGACAAACAUUGUUCGAUAUAUGAAGAAAUUGGAGAACAAAGAUGUCUCUCUUGUUCAUUCUAUGAUACCACUUGGUUCAUGUACCAUGAAGUUGAAUGCUACAGCAGAGAUGGAACCAAUAUCUUGGAGGGAGUUUGCUAAUAUUCAUCCUUUUGUUCCUAUUGACCAAGCAAGGGGAUACCAGGAGCUAUUUAAGGAGCUUGAACGAGACUUAUGUGAAAUCACUGGGUACGAUAGUAUCUGCUUCCAACCGAACAGUGGAGCACAGGGUGAAUUCACUGGACUUGCAGCAAUUAGGGCUUACCACAAAUCUAUUGGAGAAAACCAGAGGUCAGUUUGUCUCAUUCCUACCUCUGCACACGGCACCAACCCAGCCUCUGCACAAAUGUGUGGCAUGAAAGUGGUGCCAGUGAAAGUGGACAAGUCCGGUUCAGUGGAUUUAUUGGACCUACAAAAGCUGGCACACAAGUAUGCUGCUAACCUGUCAGCCAUCAUGCUAACCUACCCCUCCACUAAUGGUGUAUUUGAAGAAGGGAUUCGAGAAACAUGUGAUAUGAUUCAUGAACUUGGCGGGCAGGUGUAUGUGGAUGGAGCUAAUAUGAAUGCACAGGUUGGUCUAUGCAGACCUGGUGACUAUGGUAGCGAUGUAUCCCAUCUCAACUUACACAAGACCUUCUGUAUACCCCAUGGGGGUGGGGGGCCUGGUAUGGGACCUAUAGGGGUCAAAAAGCACCUGGUACCCUUCCUACCCACUCACCCUGUGGUGCCACCACCUGGAUCCUUAGUUUCAGAUGCUCGGCCACUAGGUGUAGUAAGCGCUGCACCGUGGGGCUCUGCUUGUAUUCUUCCUAUCUCGUGGACUUAUAUUAAGUUAAUGGGAGCUAAAGGAUUACGAGAAGCAUCGGAGAUCGCGAUAUUAAACGCAAACUACAUGGCCAAGAGGCUGGAAGGACAUUACAACAUUCUAUACACUGGUACAAAUGGUUUUGUAGCUCAUGAGUUCAUUAUUGAUGUUCGUGGAUUCAAAGCAACAAGUAAUGUAGAAGCUGUUGAUAUCGCUAAGAGGUUGCAGGAUUAUGGGUUCCACGCCCCUACAAUGUCAUGGCCAGUCACCAACACACUAAUGAUUGAACCAACUGAAAGUGAAGAUAAAGAGGAGUUAGAUAGAUUCUGUGACGCCCUAAUUUCAAUAAGAAAAGAAAUCAAAGACAUCGAAGAUGGAAAGGUAGAUAAAGAAAUCAACAUGUUAAAGAUGGCACCUCAUACAUUGGAAAGUGUAUCCGCAGAUAACUGGCAACAACCAUAUACUCGUAAACAAGCUGCUUUCCCAUUGCCGUAUCUCAAACCUGAUGACAAAAUGUGGCCAUCUACUGGUAGAAUUGAUGAUAUUUAUGGCGACAAAAACUUAUUUUGCACCUGUCCUCCCAUGGAGGCCUAUGAAGAGGAAGAAGAAUAAAUCCUUCAAGAUUUGGAUUUACGUAUCCUGACGUCUGCGUUAGAUUGUUGCACAGUCAGCGUUGUAAAAAGCAUUGGUUUAUUUAUUGUUUGAGUUUGUUAUUUUUUCAUUCUCAGCUCUACAUAAGGAAUUGUCUGAGUGGUUACUGUGCCUUGUUAUUUACACCACUACAAUUUUACCUUGUAUGUACCAAGUCAUCACCUUUGGUGACCUUUAUACAAAGCAUGCACUAAUCCUAGUUAUUUUGCGCUGCCUCGAGUUCGGUGUUUCAAGUUAACUGAAAACAAAAUAACACAGUAAGAA